AUGUUUCUGGUUUGUGGAACCUUUUCCCAGCCCAUUACUUCUUCAAAGUAUCGUCAUGAUUAUUACAGUGCUUAUUUUGAUGAAACAAUUACAAAAGUAUCCGUUACGAAGCGUUCUACGUCUAUCCCUUGUAAAGUUUCAAUGGUACAAUCAGAAACGGAAAACUGGAAUGUAAAUCGAUUUAGAAAAGUUUGGUUCGAAAACUUUUGGAAAUGGACACACUUUCAGAAUUAUCUCUUAUGUUUGCUGUUUUUCACAUUAACGUUUGGUCUCUGCACGUAUAUUUGCUCAUCCAGUCAAGUUUAUGUUCAAGUGUUAGGCUUUACUGCAUUGUUUAUUGAAGCUAUGUUGGGCGCACCUCAAUUUAUAGAGAAUUAUAACAACAAAUCAGUUGUUGGAAUGAGUAUAUCGAUGGUUCUGAUGUGGACUUCAGGAGAUGUGUUCAAGACAAUUUAUUUCUUAUCAGAAAAAGCUCCAUUACAAUUUCCAAUAUGUGGUUUAUUGCAGAUUAGUUUAGAUUUAGGCAUUCUAUUACAAUGUUUAUACUAUAGAGGUGAAAGGUUUAUGUGA
Messenger RNA from Heterobilharzia americana, 570 nucleotides. The record is from the annotation of a GenBank genome assembly. Lineage: Eukaryota; Metazoa; Platyhelminthes; Trematoda; Strigeidida; Schistosomatidae.